This is a messenger RNA of Capronia coronata CBS 617.96, 2016 nucleotides long. RefSeq lists its product as uncharacterized. Bases 1 to 2016 code for a protein of 671 amino acids. Gene Ontology annotation, biological process: macroautophagy; piecemeal microautophagy of the nucleus; neutral lipid catabolic process. The record is from RefSeq and is a predicted model, not a curated record. Gene Ontology annotation, molecular function: glycerophospholipase activity. Lineage: Eukaryota; Fungi; Ascomycota; Eurotiomycetes; Chaetothyriales; Herpotrichiellaceae. The transcript has a single exon.
AUGAAGACACGGAAACCUCGAGAUCAGCCCUGUCCAUCCAGCCGUAGGAUCUCCGCCGCCCUCCUACUGUCCUUCCUCGCACUCGCAACCCCGAAUGCAGCCAACAGUGUUCCCGCCAUCGUCGACCCGUGGAAUCCUGUACCUCUUCCCAGGCAGGACACCCACGACUUCACUUUAAGACAUGUUUUUCACCGAGGCACAUACCGAGACCCAGAACUGCACAAGCGCUACGAUUUCCGCCCUCAGGCCCCGGUGUUAGUGACGACAGAUGACGAUGAGUUGGUGGCCUCCAUCGAGAAGCCGCCACACUUCACAGCUCGAUCCAGCCCUGUGGAAAUUGAAAGAUUGGUCGACCGGCAGCCGAACAGCAUCGAGGAACAUCUACGAUAUGCUCGACUUACGGGGGCUCCAGCGGUGCUCGGCGCUUCGGCAUGGACAAUGGAUGAAGUAAAAGGCCCGAAUGUGACGGAUAGAGACACUGUCAUCAACCUUGCCAUUAUGGCGGCAGAUGCAUAUUCACCUGUGCCUGGUGAGGGAGACUGGCUGGAUGUGUCUCAUCCCUACAAUCGGUCGAAAGACUUUGGCUGGGAAGGUGAUGGCUUGAGGGGUCACAUCUUUGCCGACAAAGAGAACGAGACCAUCAUCAUCAGUUUGAAGGGCACUUCACCCGCAGUUUUUGACGGAGACGGAACGACGACAAGCGACAAGCUCAACGACAAUCUCUUUUUCAGCUGCUGUUGCGCUCAAGGCGGGCAAUAUUUCUGGCGACAAGUCUGUGACUGCUAUAGCAGCACUUAUACAUGCAACCAAACAUGCCUUAUCAAGGCUUUGCGGCAAGAAAACCGAUACUAUCGUGCGUCUAUCGAUCUGUAUACGAACGUCACCGAACUAUACCCCGACUCGAAUGUUUGGCUUGUUGGCCAUUCCUUGGGCGGGGCGGUGACCAGUUUACUCGGGCUCACCUUUGGCCUUCCUACUGUGACUUUCGAGGCACCCGGUGAGGACUUACCAGCGAAACGGCUCGGCCUUCCAGCACCUCCGUCGUCAGAUCCUCACAGGCCGCGCACCAAAUAUACCGGAGCCUACCACUUCGGCAACACUGCCGAUCCUGUGUUCAUGGGCACGUGCAAUGGGGCUACGGCAACAUGCACGCUGGGUGGUUACGCAAUGGAAUCCCAAUGCCAUACAGGAAAGCAGUGCGUCUACGAUACGGUGAGCGACUAUGGCUGGCGUGUAGGGAUUGGCAAUCACAAAAUCCGGAACGUCAUCGAGAGCGUGAUCAAAGUCUACCCAACUGUGCCUGAAUGUAUCCCUGACGAUGAAUGUGUCGAUUGCUACAACUGGAAAUUUUUCGAAAGCAACGGAUCAGAUCCCACGACCAGUACGACCACCACAGCCAGCUCUUCCACACGCACUCGGACGACGACUUGCAAAACACCAGGCUGGUGGGGCUGCUUAGAUGAAUCCUCCACAACGGGCACAACCACUACACCAGUCGUCACCACCACCUACACCACUACCAGUUGUGCCACGCCCGGUUGGUUUGGAUGCAAGGAGACGGUCAACGUCACAAUCACCACAACAACAGCUGCAACAACAAGUUCCAUCCCAUUGACUACCACUUCCACCUCCGCGUCUUCCACGUGCGAUCAUCCCGGUUGGUUGGGUUGUCGGGAUCCAACAAGUACCAAGCUUGCGUCUCCUUCCCCUACUACGUCGCAAAUAAGAGCAACCAAGACGGCGGAUCCGGAUAAGUGUGAAACUCCGGGAUUGUUCUUCGGUUGCCGCGAUCGUCACCCGCACACAGGUUCAGACCAUAUUUCCACCACCCCCGGAACGACAGCAUUGACCAGUCACUCGUCAGCUCCGAGUAUCUCUAGUGCCCAGCCUAGCAGCACCGUGGCGGACGACGGAGGUAGGAGGCAUAAGAAGUGCAAGCAUCGCGCAUUCUUUGGGCUGAUAUGCCUUGACGAGUACGAGGACGUGGAGCUGGAGCUGGAUGCACAGGAACUGUGA